Ostertagia ostertagi is the source of this 459-nucleotide messenger RNA. The record is from the annotation of a GenBank genome assembly. Lineage: Eukaryota; Metazoa; Nematoda; Chromadorea; Rhabditida; Trichostrongylidae.
GCGCUGACAAGUGGAGUGAUACCGUCCCUGGUAUCGCUACUCGAAAACUACUUCCCAUCGGAAAGCACAGAAGACAGCUGGGUAACCUCUGCUUCAUCUGCCGGGAAGAGGAUAGCAUUCUUUGGCGACGACACGUGGCUUACACUAUUUCCAAACGCCUUUGUUGAAUCGGAGGGAGUGAAGUCAUUCUUCAUUAAGGAUUUUACUGAGGUUGAUAACAACGUCACUCGUCAUUUUGAUUCUGUCCUGAAGAGCCGCAACUGGGAUGUGUUAAUACUUCAUUAUCUUGGAUUAGAUCACGAGCAUUCUCUUGGCAGUCAGUCGCCAGAGAUCAAAAAGAAGCUCGAAGAGAUGGAUGAAAUCGUUCGACAAGUGUUCGUUAUUUGUUUCGGUGGCGUGUGCCUUGAGACAACAUUCUAUACAGGACGCCGCAAUUACGCGUUAAUAAGUUCAUUAUGA